Molecule: messenger RNA, 1811 nt
Organism: Acanthoscelides obtectus
Lineage: Eukaryota; Metazoa; Arthropoda; Insecta; Coleoptera; Chrysomelidae
Source: the annotation of a GenBank genome assembly
CGGAAUUUUUCGUAUGCUGAAGAAUACCACUUUGGUUACUUAAAUCCAAAUGUUCAUCCAUUAUACAACUUUUGCAAGGUUUUCAGAUAAUUUUGUAUUCUCUUAUAGGGCUAUAAGUAAAAAUCGCAAAAUUGCGCUACAUAGGUGGGUGUCACCAAAGGGUGCUAUAGUGAACGUCCUCUUCAGAGUACCUUUGAAGUGUUGUGUGCACAAACGGAAAACUAUCAUACAUAAUCCAUAAUCACCUUCGAAUAGACAUACUCUCACAAUUAACAGCAUUAAAAUCUGCAUAAUACCAUAUCCAUAUAAAAACGCGAACGGUUUAAGGUCAAAACUCAAUGCAUUGUCGUACGAACUAUCCAUACGCAUAGAACCGGUGAAAGGAAAUGGAAGAAUGUAUGAUUUUUUUCCGUUUUCUCAGUAAAAUGAAAUGUCUAAGUAACUGUUAAAUUACAUUCAAUUAAUAUUCGUGGACGAUAAAUUCAUUCAAAAUGAUAGUGAUUGUUGUAGUGGUGUUUGGAUUUUUUGGAGCGAUAGAAGAGUGCUGUCAUCAGUAGAUGUGGAUCGGAUUGACCGAAUAGGAAAAGGGGUCGCUGACAUGGCAAUUGUCCUUCUCGCAACUAGCCAACAUGACAAGAUCAAGACUUCCAUUUCCUUCAAAUUCCCUGUCAGACCCAAAUCUACCCCUACCAAGCCUUCCAGGGCCGCCUGAGCUACCGGAGAUACCUGAACUACGGAACAUACCAGAGUUACCAGAUCUAUCCAAACUCCCUACACCGCAGUAUUUCUUGCAACAUCUGCUCAAUGUGACAGCUGAAGAACUGUUGGAUGUCGUUGCAAAUUUUGGAUUCGAUGAAGUCCUCUAUAGAGAGGUGAAUUUCCUCCAUUAUCUUCCAGAUGGUACUACGACUAAAUAUAAGAUAAACGAGACAAGGUUUGACGUCAGCAAUGAUCGUCCAUUGAAGGUGGCCAUCCAUGGGUGGCAGUCAACAGGUAGCGACGACUUCAUCAAGCAUUUCGCAGAGUCAUACCAUUCGAUUGGCAUUAACAACGUGAUAGGUGUUGAUUGGUCACCCCACUCUAAAAGGAACUACCUACAUUCAGCCAGAGCCACGAAGAAAGUGGGUGAAACUGUAGCACAGUUCAUUUUAAAUGCUCUAGGAAAUGAUUCAAGCAAACUGGACCAUGUUCACAUUAUUGGACACUCGUUGGGUGCUCAGGUUGCAGGAUUUGUCGGAAAGCAUGUCCAACAGUUGACCAAUGGAUUAAAACUGGGAAGGAUCACGGCCUUGGAUGCAGCAGGUCCACUAUUUGAAUUGCCCUUGAAGUUGCCAUCCACAAGAAGAGUGAAUAAAAAUGACGCAACGUACGUGGAUAGUAUCCACACCAAUGUUGGGUUUUUUGGAUUCCUGGCACCAUUCGCAGAUGCUGACUUUUUCAUAAAUUUCGGAGGGCCUGUACAGCCUGGGUGUAUGGAACUAAAUAUUUUUGAUGCGUUUAGCUGUAGUCACGGAAAGUCCGUCGUGAUUUAUAACAACACAAUCACUUCCAAAGACUACAUCGGCAUACAAUGCAGCAAUCCAUUGAGAGCAAUUUCAUCACUUUGCAAUAAUAACCAGAGGAUUGUGGUGGGAGAACAUACCAGUAAUAGAGUAGCUGGUCAAUACUUUGCGAGAGUGGAUGCUGAUGGCCAGCCCUAUCAAAACAAUGGCAGCAGAGGGCUAAUCGGCAGGUCCAGAGAUAGCGUCUUGCAAGGAAUUGGAGGGCUUCUUAAGAUAUAAGUCAAAACAAUAAAAACAUAUUUAACCUUA